AUGUGCAAUUACACAUCUAAAAUGGUACACGUCCAACAUCUUAACGAAGCUGUUGAGAAAGAAAUUCUUAUGUUUUACAAAGAACAAAAGUGGCAGGAUAUUGUUAAUUUAGAUUGCACUUUAAGUGAAUUAGACAAAAGCAGAUUGUUUUGGGUAUUACCCACUACCAACGAUUUACAUUGGAUUAAAGAAGUAAUCGAUGAAUACAAUUUAGUUGGAUUAAUAAGUAUAGGAUGCGGAUGUGGAUUGUUCGAAUGGUUGUUUCAAAAGUAUUCCGGUUUCGAUGUAAUUGGCAUAGAGCUAGAUCAUUCGUGGUGGCGUAGCAAAUACUCUCCACCUUUAUUUUUAGAAAAUAUGAUUUUCGUACAUGAAAGCGAUACUAAAAUUUCUCUACCAAACAAUUACGCUCUCCUUUUUUGUUAUUUCAAUAACGGGCCAGCAUUUUGGAAUUAUAUUGAGAAUUAUAAAGGAAAUCUCGUUUUUAUUAUUGGACCUAAAGAUGGUGAAAAUCGAUGGACUGAUCCGAUGCCUUUCGAUCAAAAAUUUAACGAAUACGGUUGGAAGUUAAUAAGUUAUAAAUAUUUAGAACGAACGAAUGAUUGUAUCGCAGUUUAUAGGAAAUAAUUUCCAUUAAUGAUCACUGUAUAAAUAUUUGUAAAAAAUACACCGGAGAAAAUAUUGUAUCGAUCAACUUAAGUUUUCAAUGGAAACAAUGAAAUAAAUAAAUAAAUAUUUUGUAAAAUAA
This is a messenger RNA of Osmia bicornis bicornis, 745 nucleotides long. RefSeq lists its product as uncharacterized. Bases 1 to 624 code for a protein of 207 amino acids. The transcript is spliced from 2 exons. Lineage: Eukaryota; Metazoa; Arthropoda; Insecta; Hymenoptera; Megachilidae. The record is from RefSeq and is a predicted model, not a curated record.